UGAUGACGCAUCUGCAGGGUACAGGACGAUGCGAUAGUAGCCCCUGUAAAGAAGGAAGAUAUCGACAUGUUCACAUGCCUCAUGUACAAAAAAGGCAGGAGGUCGGGCAACUGAUGGAUAGAGCUCAUAAUAGUAUAAAACCAGCCAUCUUGCCCUCACAACUUGGUUCUGCUUUUCUAUCCUCCAUCACUGCUAUCAGCUCCGUCUCUCUUUUCCCCAGCCGGCACCAUCACACCAGAUCACACAUCCUCAACAAGAUGCGCUUCUCAUCCAUCGUCCUGGGCCUCGCCGCCGCUGUAUCGGCCAUCGACAUCAGGGGCCACGAUCAGGAUAUCUGCAGAGGAGGAUACGUUGCCUGUGUGAACAUCGAUCCCAACGUCUGCUGCACGUUUGACGGCAAGGCGAGCAUCUGGGUGGCUGCCAUCCCACCAGCGUGGCGCAUCCGUGCCCGCUCCAUGACGGGCGGCGGCUGCUCGUACCUCGCGACCGAGGGCGACAACAACGGCACCCAGGACAUUUGCCUGGCGUACACGUCGCGCGGCCUCCGCACCGGUGCCAGGUACUGGUUCCUCAACCUCAAGCGCGCCGAGGACGAGACGUGCCCCGCCGCGCAGCCCGAGGGCGGCAAGUGCGAGGCCUCGGUCAAGCCCAACGUCCUGGGUCUCGCCGACGGUACCGAGUACAACAUUGAGGGACUGUCGGAUGAAAAGGUUGCCGAGAUGGAGAAGAUCAUGGCCACUGGGGCGGGUGCCGACGCCAUGCCCGCCGAGUUCCAGAUCCUUCGCCGCUCCAUUGAGGUUUAAUAGCUAGGUCUGCAGGAGUCGUUCCGGGGACAGUUUAACUGCAUGGCAAAUCUGGCUGAUGCAAGAGCUGGACUGACAGGUUGUGACAUAACUGGUGGCGUUCUCCCUCAAUGAUUGUGAGCACCUUAGGACACACCCUCUCUGCUGUUAUAAUCUGCAUCACUAGCAAGACGAUCAUGAAUAAAAAUGAGU
This is a messenger RNA of Pyricularia oryzae 70-15, 995 nucleotides long. RefSeq lists its product as uncharacterized. The annotation marks the transcript as partial. The transcript has 3 exons. The record is from RefSeq and is a predicted model, not a curated record. Lineage: Eukaryota; Fungi; Ascomycota; Sordariomycetes; Magnaporthales; Pyriculariaceae.